AAUCAGACCCUUCUAAGUCCAGUGAUUCAGUUCGGUCCGCCUGGACUGCCCCUUCUGAAACCGCUGAUACUCACUUUUCCUCAUUGCGCCCAAGUCAGUCUGGGCAACUGGUCCUUCAGAAUCCUCUGUUUCUGCAAUCCGCAUGCCUCUACCUCACCUGCUGCCUCUGCCAAUGCUGCUACAAGUGGCGGCCUCUCGGGCACGAAUUCGCAGUCCUUUGAUAGUGGGUCAGUUGGCGCUAGCCCUGCCGUCUUCGACUGGACAUGGAAAGUAAGUGUCAAAUCACCACCAUCCUAA
This is a messenger RNA of Dibothriocephalus latus, 297 nucleotides long. The record is from the annotation of a GenBank genome assembly. Lineage: Eukaryota; Metazoa; Platyhelminthes; Cestoda; Diphyllobothriidea; Diphyllobothriidae.